ACGAUUACCACAGCCUCGUUUUGAAUUCCUAUCAAGAUGGCGGAACACUUGAAGAAUCGGCGCGGCGGUUAAAUUCACCCUUUCCGUAAGCCGAUUGUGGUUGGAAAUUUGUUAUUUCCGGAGCUAGUACAGUCACGAUAUCCACUUUCAAUUUAACUCUGGAAAACUGUUCGUCAUGGAAGUUGGAGAACGGGAAUUUCUACGUGAGCAAGUUCAGCGGGUGAAUGCUGAGUUGCAGCGCUACCAGGAGAAGUAUUUGCCUCUGGAUGAAAAUGAAAAGGCAAGUUUGCACACUACAGGAGAUCCUCCAGCUCCAUGGCUGACCAGCAAAAAUUUGUUGUCACCACUCAUAGCGGAAUAUGAUCAUCAGUUGUCAUCGCUACGGAAACAGAUCAACACAUACAAGGCUGAACACUUAGAAUUGGCAGGGAAAAUUGACAAAUUGGUCAAUGAAAACAACAGGUUACACAGGGAGUUAAAGGCAGCUAUUCAGGGUCAGCUUGAGGCAGUUCAUGAGGUCUCCAGAGCUGAUCACAGCAUAAUUGAAGAGCAACAACUCAUCGACAACCUUCAGAAGCAGAUAACACUCACAACUCAGGAGAAAGAUUCCGCGGUGGAGAUGUGGCAGGAAACGGUUCAGGAGCUGGACAGACUUGCCAAGGAACACAGGGAUUUACUGAACAGCAGUGAGGCGCAGUCACAAAGAGUUCAGGCUAUUCAGGAAAAAGGAUCAACCCUGAUGAGUCAGAAUCAAAGUUUGGUGACUGGCAACCAAAAACUAGAAAUGGCUAGUCAGCAUCUUCAGCAGGUGAUAGCAUCUCAGUCUCAGGAGCUAGACUCCCUCCGAGAUCAUCUCAAGAGAGCUAGAACCGACCUGAGAUCAGCUAACCUACAACUGGCUGAGAUGAGAACAACAACAGACAAACUCAAAGAAGAUAACCAGGCAAAGGAGAGGGAGAAACAACAGGCUAAAGGCAGGGAGGAAUCAGCAGACAGUAGAUUGACGCAGCUACAAGCAGUGGUCAUGGAUCUAGAACACAGAUUAACCAAUUUAUCCGAAGAAAACGCCAGGAUGCUUGCCACAAGGAAGGAACAGGAGGACAGAAUGAGGUCAUUACACCACAAAUGUGGUAAAGCUGAGAGGAGGGAGCAUGAGGCAUUGGCGCAGGUACGAGACAGCAUUCAGAUGGUGGAGAACGCACUGCUUGAGAAAGAUCAGGCCUUGGUUCGAGAGCAGCAGAAGACUCAAGAAUUAGGCAGGCUCCAGGAAGCUCUCUCCAAACUGAUCAAUGAGGCCGGCAAGAGAACCAGACAAGAGGUGGACAACGUCAGGAAACAAUGCAACACUAAUAUUGGGAAACUCAUGGAGGAAAUACAAAGCCUGGAAAUGGAGAAUGCUGAGAAGCAAGCUGAGAUUGAGAGAGCCAUGAGGGAGAAGAGAGCAGUGGAACAAGAAUUGGAAACAGUGUACAGAGAGGGUGCUAAGGGACCUGAUGAUCAUCUGUAUCAAGAGCUGCAAGGCAGGGUGAAUAUAGCUGAGAGAAUGAGAUCUCAGGCUAUGGUGCAGGUGCAGAAACUAGAGAAAGCUAUGCAGAGAAUGGAAAACAGCCAAGAAGAGGAGAAAUCCCAGAGCCUUCUGAUCAACGAGCAACUGAAACAGCGACUGGACAAAGUCGGCAAGGAAUGUGAGACAGUGUCUGAGGAGCGUCUGAAGCUGACUGAGGUUGUGGAUGAUUACAAGAAACGACUUCUUGCUGCUCAGAAGGAACGGGCAGCAACUGAGAGGAAAUCUCUCUCACAGAUGGCAACUGUUCAGCAAGAAAUGAGUCAGUUACGAGUGGAGUAUGACGCCAGACUGGACAGCACUGAGCUGGGUAACCGUCAAGCUAUGAAGGAAGUCAGAGAUAUGCUGACUGCUCAACAGAGAAUGAGUGCAAAAUGGAGAGAGGAGUCCAAAACACUUGCCCAGAAGUUUGAAUCCAAAGUCAGUGAUCUCAGAUCAGAAAUAGCAAUGCACAAGCAGCGAUCUGAAGAACUGACGUCACAGCUCAGUCAACAGAGAGAAAUGUUUCUGGAGAGUGAGCGUAAACAAUCCGAGGAAGCAGACAUGAUUCGCAAACUCAACCGCAAACUUGCCGAUACUGAACUCAGGGCUGCCACUGCCACCAAAAAGCUGUCUGAGCAGUUAGCCAGGGAGAAGCGACUGCUACAUGACAGGAAACAUCUACAGAAUGAACUAGAGAAGAUGAAGCUAGAGGCUAGCCGGUCCAACAGGUUAUCAGAUUCAGUCCACUUUGACUUAGACAGACCCGAUGCCAGUCUAGCAGCCAGCAGGACUCACAACGUCAGAGCAACGAUGACCUUAGGUCAACAUUACAACCUGAAUGGUAACAACGCUGCAGGUAGCAUCACAGGCACUGGUAGUCAUGUCAGUAGUGUACGCAGUAGCAGGACAUCAUCGCUUGGAAGUGGAAACUCCACACCGGAAUAUCUCAAGUAAACUAAAGCAGCUAGCACAUGAAUUGUUUCAAGUGAUUUCUCUUCUAAGCACCUCCCUGUAAUCGGGCCCUUGAGUCGAUUUUGUGGUGCUGCUCCAUGGUUCGCAAAAAAAAUUGCUAACCUUAUUCGCAUUUCAUGGUCUAAGCAUGCUGUGGAGUGCCGUGGCCUCGUGGUCUGGAGCAUUGAAUUUGUGGUGUGCGGGCAAUUCUGCAGGUUGUGGGUUCGAGUCCAGCCUGGGGUCAUGGUGCGUGUGCCCUUGGGCAAGGCACUUUGUCAC
Messenger RNA from Patiria miniata (bat star), 2776 nucleotides. RefSeq names its product sodium channel and clathrin linker 1-like (gene sclt1). The transcript has 23 exons. The record is from RefSeq and is a predicted model, not a curated record. Lineage: Eukaryota; Metazoa; Echinodermata; Asteroidea; Valvatida; Asterinidae. Gene Ontology annotation, biological process: cilium assembly; centrosome cycle; clustering of voltage-gated sodium channels. Gene Ontology annotation, cellular component: centrosome; centriole. The coding region runs from base 176 to 2500 and encodes 774 amino acids.